Messenger RNA from Acanthoscelides obtectus, 322 nucleotides. NCBI's taxonomy places the organism in Eukaryota, Metazoa, Arthropoda, Insecta, Coleoptera, Chrysomelidae. The record is from the annotation of a GenBank genome assembly.
CUUCAACUUGAGCUGUCCGAUGAAAUACAGAUUUAGUUUUUGAGUUUCCGAAAUUAAAUAUUACCUUUAUUUUGGUAGAACGGAGCUGCCCCUUCUAAGUACACGCUUCUUUUCCUGGGCCGGCUUAUCACAUCAUCGAGAAGGUCCAAGUUUUGUUUCUCACCCAUGAUGAGAAACUAUACACAUAUACAGGCUUAUUUAUGGUUUAAUUAUUGGCUACAAGGUGGUGGAAGAAACCUAUUGUCUAGUAAACUAAAUAGGCCACUUCUUGGACGACAACAUUCUGUAUUUCUACAUGUUACAAUUUGAAGCAAGUAUUGGC